This is a messenger RNA of Trematomus bernacchii (emerald rockcod), 3030 nucleotides long. RefSeq lists its product as uncharacterized. Bases 97 to 2670 code for a protein of 857 amino acids. Gene Ontology annotation, molecular function: 3'-5'-RNA exonuclease activity. NCBI's taxonomy places the organism in Eukaryota, Metazoa, Chordata, Actinopteri, Perciformes, Nototheniidae. The transcript is spliced from 3 exons. The record is from RefSeq and is a predicted model, not a curated record.
CAAUCAUUGGCCAGCCUGCUGUCCAUGUUUUGACUCCCUCACGCUGUGUACUGAGGUUCAGAAAAGCACGGUGGUGUUGUUUUGGGACAGCACACAAUGGAAGAUUUCUCCCUUGGUGGUGAAGAGGCAGUAACAGAAGCUAAUCUGAGAGAUGAGUACUAUUGGAAGCUUGUUGCAGACUUCAUUGGUCCUCAAUCAGGAGAAGGAUUGGAGCUUGAAAGUGCACCAUGCAAGAACAGACUUUUAAUUCAAGUAGGACUUCUGACCGAGGACAAUAAUUUUCCAUGGAUUGCCAUUGUAUCUUGGCUAAUGAAAAUCUUCCCGAGUCAUUGGUCAACUAACUUUCGUUGUUUGGUGGAAAGAGGCAUUGCAACCACUUUGAGUCUGGGAAGUGAUGCAAGGCAAAUCUUUCUUGAUUCAGACGUCAACUUUAACUUUGUUGGCCCAAUAUGUGACAGCAUUGGAGUUGAACGGCAACAUCUUUUGGAAAUUAGGGAUUUUAGUGAGCGAGCACAGUCAAUAGAAGUCACUAAUGGGCUGAUUCUCGAGUUGAGCAACUUUGUCAGCAGGGAGAAACUUGCACCAGUUGUUAUAGUGACUUGGCUUAGAAACUUCAACCCUGAGUUUUGUAAGAAAGGGGAUUUUCAAAAGGCAUAUAAAGUCCUUAGACCUAAGAUAAAGAAGUUAAAACUGCAUUACCGCAAUUAUGAAACAAGGAGUCACAGGAGGAAUGCAGCGAUGGAAAAUCUGCUUCAAAGUCCAUUUGAACUGGUGCGUAAGAAAAUGCCCAAAGUGACUGUGAAGAAGCGCAUGAGAAAAGACGACACCAUCCAUUUUGAAAAAGUUAUAAUCAAGGAGGAAUACGAGAGCAAUGAAAUCAUGGAAGGGGAGGAAUCUAACAUGAGAAGAGACGUAAAGAAAAUAAUUGUGAAAGAAGACGCCUCUAUAAACGAUGACAGUGAUGAGGAUUUGGACGAGUCCAACAGUGGAGAAGAAACGUCAGAUAACAAACAAGAUACCUCGACUCUGCUUGACAUUGCAAUGCUGUCUGUCCAAAAGCUGUCCAAAAUGUAUGGUGGGAAAACCGAAGCAUCCAAGCAAGUUUGCUUGGAUCUCCUCAAAAAUCAUUAUGCUCUGACAUGCAAGGAGCAUCGAGCCAUGGCAGAGUUUGAGCAAAAACUAGACACACUUUGUGGAGAGCCUUCACUUGUAUACCCCGUUGUGUUUUUAAACUACAAUGCCAAUUUCCUUGUUGACUUGCAAGAUGCUGUGGAGCAGCAGAUCAUGGCCUUUGAGAAAGAGAUCAUUCUAUCAACCGGAGAGAAACUAGGCCGAGACAGACUUUCAAAAUUCAAGAGCUUUGAGAAUUUGUCUGAAAGUGCCACUUCACGCUACAUCCACAUGGCUUGUGAUAUCCUAAAUACAACCAACCCUGGCAUGAAAAGCUACAGGAAACACUGGGUAGCUUUCUGCGAAGAAAAGAAAAACCCCUCCAGAAUUGCAGUAAAUCCAUCACAACGAUUCCAGAACUACUUCGAAGCUGCAGCGGGUCUUAUCCACCAUCACAAAGAGACGGCUCUGUUCUUUUCUGAUUUGCUUGCAAUGACAAACGACACAAACAUUAUUCUGGAGUGCGUUGCUGCUGAUGCUAAUGACUCUGUGAUUCAGAGCUUUGUGUGUGUCCUGGCCAUUGUUUACUGCAAAGUCCUCGGUCCUUACUGGCAGCUCCUGAAUAGCAGCGGAGAUUACUCCCUCUUCUGCCAGUACAUACUCUUCCUGUACCAAAAGUUCCUCGAUUGGUCCAAAGAUCCUUCAACACUGCUAGAACCUGAAGCUGAGACAAAUGUUUUUCUGCAGUACCCAUCGCAGGAGAAAACCUUUGAUGGAGUGUUUCAUUUCUGUGGCCAGUGGCACACUAAUAGGGACCUUAUCAGAGCUUGCCUGAAAAGGAUAGUGAAGGUGAUUGCUGCUGUCACUGAGGAACACCUGAAGGAUUUCCUGCCAGGAGGAACGUUUGGUCAAAUCCCUUCACCAGAUCUGAUCUCACAACUGGAAAGUUGCACAUUUUCCGCCUUGAUGGCGAAAUAUCCUUUCCGCACUGCAGAAGAAAGUCCCAUCAAGAAGAAAAAACCUGACAUGUCUUCCAAACGCUCUUCACAGAAGAACCUUCAGGAAGAUGAUGACCAAUCCGGGUCCUCUGACAGCAGCUCCGAUGAAUCUUCCAGUUGGCAAAGAAGUGGCCAAAAUGAUGCCGACAGUCCCAAGAUUAAGAAAGUAAAAAAAGUACAGGAAGAGCGAGUGGAGAACAACGAUAGGGAUUACAUUGUAGCUAAAGUGAAAAGAAACGGAGGGCCAUGCAAGACACAGCAGGAUGUCGACAAAAUGAUGCUGCGCUUUGACGGAAAAACGAGAGAUGAGAAACGGGAAGGAAUCCGUUGUGAGAUAAUGUACCAGAAAAUGGUUUUGGACAACACAGACCAAAACUUGGAUGCUGCUUUCAGCAACACCUCACAAAUGGUGUUGAAGCUGAAGAUUGCACUUCCUCGUGUUAAACCUGGUUACUCGCUUGUUUGGGCCCCUAAAAAAACAAAGACAAAGCCUGUGGUUCAACCUAAUGCUGCUACUGGAUGGGAUGUGACAACAGCACAUGAGAAUUUUCAUGGCGUCUGAAAAAAAGUGUGGUUUUGGAGAAAAGAGAAUAAUUGUCACUCUCUUAUGAUUUUACAUUUGCAAACUAAUCAAAAAUAUAAACAAUGACCUUUAUCCUUUUUAUUGUAUGAUUCUGUAUAUAUCUAUUGCAGCUGUCAUGUGUGUUACUUGCUGUACUUCAACUGCCUUUAUUUAAAAAUAUAAGGUUUGAUUCUUGUAGAUUAUCAUGUGCAGAUAAUUGUAUAAUUUGUACGGUGCUGUUUUGUAACCAGCCUUUCUUGAAAGGUAACAUUUUCAGUUACUGGGGGAAACUCAGUUGAUAACUGCUUACUUAAAAUAUGUUGUAUAAACCACUAAUGAAAUAAACAACGCCUUAGUGCA